This is a messenger RNA of Moneuplotes crassus, 1848 nucleotides long. Lineage: Eukaryota; Ciliophora; Spirotrichea; Euplotida; Euplotidae. The record is from the annotation of a GenBank genome assembly.
AUGCCAAAAAAUGCAGAAUGCGUGAAGGUCAUGGUAAGAUGCAGACCAUUUAAUGGCAGAGAGACCUCACUAGGUUGCAAAAGUUCAGUUGAGAUUGAUUCCAAUACGAAUUCUGUUCAGCUCUACAAGCCUAACAGUAAAGAAGUUCCGAAGAGGUUCACUUAUGACUCUGUGUAUGAUGGGGACUCUAAGCAGAGUGACAUUUACAACGAGACUGCCUUCCCUUUGGUAGAGUCCGUUCUCGAAGGCUACAAUGGAACUAUUUUCGCCUACGGACAGACAGGAUGAGGUAAAACCCAUACCAUGCUCGGUGUCCAGGACGACGAAGAGCUCAAAGGCAUCAUCCCUCGAGCUUACGUACAAAUUUUCGGAUGAAUAGAUGAAGCAAAGGAAGGAGUUAAGUAUCUCGUCCGCUGCUCUUAUCUUGAAAUCUACAAUGAAAGUAUUCUAGAUUUAUUAAGCGACAAAAAGAGUAAACUUGAUGUCAAAGAAGACCCCGACAAAGGAAUCUUCGUUCAAGGAUUAACCGGUGUCAUCGUAAAGUCAACUUCGGAAGUCAACGCAUGCAUGCUCCGAGGAAAUGGGCGCAGGAAAACAGGUGAAACAGCAAUGAAUAAAGAUUCUUCCCGAAGUCACUCUAUUUUCACUAUCUACAUCGAACAAAUGGAGGAAGCAGACGGAGAUCAAAAGAUCAAAGCUGGCAAACUCCAUCUUGUAGAUUUAGCUGGAUCUGAAAGGCAGAGCAAGACCCACGCAACCGGUGACAGGCUAAAGGAAGCCCAGAAGAUCAACUUGUCCCUUUCCGCCUUAGGAAAUGUGAUCAGUGCUUUGGUGGACGGCAAGGCUAAACAUAUCCCGUACAGAGACUCUAAACUGACAAGACUUCUCCAAGAUUCCUUGGGAGGGAAUACCAAAACUGUCAUGAUAGCUGCUCUUUCACCAGCUGACGACAAUUACGACGAAACUUUAAGCACACUAAGGUAUGCAUCUAGGGCUAAAAGUAUUAAAAAUAAACCAAUCAUUAACGAAGACCCCAAGGAUGCCCUGCUCAGAGAAUACGAGGAGGAAAUCAAGCAACUCAAAGACAUGCUCAAACAGCUCUCCCAAGGCAGAGGUAUCGACCCCACGGUUGUGAAGAAAGCCUCGAACCAGCUCUCAGAUGAGAUCAUGUUUGAAGACUCAAUCUCUAGCUUAGUAGAAAAGAUAGAAAAGAAGGGCAAGAAAGUGAUGAUUAUCGAUGAAAAUGACGAGGUCAAGGAGACCAAAAUAGAUGCUGAAGGACAUCAGAAAUCCCUCCAAGAUCGAAUCACAGAAAUCGAAGAAAACACCGGAAUCAAGUCGCCAGAAGGUGACCCAUCUGACAUAGCUGAUACACAGAAGGAAAAACUUGAAAAGCUUGUAGAAGAAAUGGAGAAAAAGCUCGUCCAGCGAGACCACGGCUUGGACGACAAAGAACGGAAUAAAGCCAAAAAGUUACGCAAAGCCCAACUCGCUUUAAAAAAGCAGAAGGAACAGCAGCAGAUCCUCAUGGAGCAGAAACUCAAAGAAGAGGAAGAAAAGCUAUUCUAUGAGAAACAAUACAAGAGCCAACAGGAACAAUUCGAGGAGAAUAGCAAGAUCCUGAACGAGCUCAGGAUCCGCUACAAAGGCGCUCUCCAAGAGAUCAAAGACUUAGAGGAAGAGCAUCAGAACGACCACGCUGACCUGGUUAACACCGUCAGAGACCAGCAACACGAACUCAUGCUGAUGAAAGGAAUGCUCAAGAUGAUCCUAAAGGAUCAUGAAAUUGAAAAAGUUUAGACACAGAUCUAGCUUUGACGAAGAGAAACAAGAAUGGGACAUCCCCUG